Molecule: messenger RNA, 1712 nt
Organism: Phalacrocorax carbo (great cormorant)
Lineage: Eukaryota; Metazoa; Chordata; Aves; Suliformes; Phalacrocoracidae
Source: RefSeq, a predicted model, not a curated record
AUGUGGGGCCCAUCUAACGGUGAGCCUGGGAAGAAACAUCGGCCCCCUUUGACUCAUCCUGGAAAAGUCUCAGAGGAAGAGGGCAGGGUGUGCGAGACAGCCGGCCGCAGGCAGCCUGUCCCUCUCUGGGCCCACCACGGUCUCUCUCUCCCGCACGCACUGGCCGAAGGCCUCAGUGCCCGGGGCAGGGCGAGGCAGCCGGUGGCGGGCGGGAGCGGAGCGGGACGCCGCUGCGGGCGGCAGUACCGCAACCGGCCCUGCCUGGGCUCUCCCCUCAGCCGGGCCCAGCCCAGCCCAGCCCAGCCCAGCCCAGCCCAGCCGAGCGCAGCCGAGUCCAGCCGAGCGCAGCCGAGUCCAGCCGAGCGCAGCCGAGUCCAGCCGAGCGCAGCCGAGUCCAGCCGAGCGCAGCCGAGUCCAGCCGAGCCCUGCCGAGUCCAGCCGAGCCCUGCCGAGCGCAGCCGAGUCCAGCCGAGCGCAGCCGAGUCCAGCCGAGCCCAGCGCAUCCGAGCCCUGCCGAGCCGAGCGCAGCCGAGCCGAGCCGAGCGCAUCCGAGCCCUGCCGAGCCGAGCACAGCCCAGCGCAGCCGAGCCGAGCCGAGCACAGCCCAGCGCAGCCGAGCCGAGCCGAGCCGAGCCGAGCCGAGCCCAGCGCAGCCGAGCCCAGCGCAGCCGAGCCGAGCCGAGCCCAGCGCAGCCGAGCCCAGCGCAGCCGAGCCGAGCACAGCCCAGCCCAGCCCAGCCGAGCGCAGCCGACCGAGCCGAGCACAGCCCAGCCCAGCCGAGCACAGCCCAGCCCAGCCGAGCGCAGCCGAGUCCAGCCGAGCGCAGCCGAGUCCAGCCGAGCGCAGCCGAGUCCAGCCGAGCCCUGCCGAGUCCAGCCGAGCGCAUCCGAGCCCUGCCGAGCGCUGCCGAGCCGAGCACAGCCCAGCCCAGCCGAGCCCAGCGCAGCCGAGCCGAGCCCAGCGCAUCCGAGCCGAGCCCAGCGCAUCCGAGCCCUGCCGAGCGCAGCCGAGCCCAGCGCAGCCGAGCCCUGCCGAGCCGAGCCGAGCCCAGCGGAGCCGAGCCGAGCCCAGCCGAGCCGAGCCGAGCCCAGCGCAGCCGAGCCCAGCCGCCGGCAGCCGGGCGGCAGCGGGAAGGGGCGGCUGCCCCGCUCCCGGCCCCGCGGCCCCGGCGGGGGCUGCAGAGCCCACCAUUGCCCCGGGAGCGGGAGCCGCACUCCGGGCCGCCUUUGGGAUGCGGGGUCAGCGCCCAGGCGACGCUGGGGACGCAGGCGGCUGCUGGAGGGACCACGGAAGUUCGCGGGGUGCCGUGGGGGCAGCUGAGACCCGCGCGUGUGUGCGAGAGAGGGGUGUCUGCCAGCAUGGAGUGGGGCGGCCUCGGGGGCUGGCGUGCCCAGGUGCUGGGAGCACUGGGUGGGAUCCAGGGGCUGCCACCGGGCAGAGAGAGGGUCUGACCAGCUGCUGGGGGGAGCUGCGUUAUACGCCUCUGUGUGUGUACGUAUAUAUACAUAUGUGUGUGUAUAUAUAUAUUUUUCCCCCACUCAAGGACUAAGGGACCUUCACUCUGAUCAGCCAGAGAGGGGAACGGGAUGGGGGCGCUGGUGCUGUUUGUGGUCUUGUGAGUGCUGAGUGUGUAUGUCUUAACCUGCGUGCCCAGUCAUAUGUAUAUAUGUGUGUGUAUAUGCACAUACCUGUGUGUAUAUAGCUGCUUCGG